AUGUCGCGAACGGCUCUUCGUACCUCUCCUCUUAAGCGUCUCAGCAAUGCAAGGGCCAAAACAUGUUUGCCUAUGCGACUUAUGUCUAACAGUACUCUGGCAGAGGAGUUCGCGCUCAGCCAUGGGAAGGGGUCCUGGGUGUGGGACGUUGAUGGCAAUAAAUACCUCGAUUUCAGUGCUGGGAUUGCUGUCAAUGCGUUGGGCCAUGCGGAUGACGGUGUUGUACAGGUCCUCGCUGAGCAAGCCGGUAAACUGCUUCACACGAGCAACGUGUACCAUCAUGAAUGGGCAGGCAAACUCGCUGAGCUCCUGGUGAUACUCACGGCCAAAGAAGGCGGCCUGGGGUUCGCCGCAGGACAGACACACCCGUCCCCUUCCAGCGCGAAGGUAUUCUUCUCCAACUCAGGAACGGAGGCGAACGAGGGUGCCUUGAAGGUUGCCCGAAAAGUCGGUAAAGAGAGAUGGGCAGCGGCGAAGCCAGGCCGCAAUUGGGACGAUGCGGCCUGCGAUAAGACGCGAAUACUGUGUUUCGAGCACUCAUUCCAUGGACGGAGCAUGGGAGCGCUGAGUGUGACGAGCAACCCAAAAUACCAAAAGCCAUUCCUACCCCUCAUUCCUGGGGUAGACGUAGGCACCUUCAACGAUUUUGCGAGUAUAGAGGCACUCAUCACGGAUCAAACUUGUGCAGUCAUUUUAGAACCGAUUCAAGGAGAAGGUGGCAUUGGGGUGGCGCAGACCGAAUGGCUGAAGGCAGUUCGCCAGAAGUGCGACGAAGUAGGAGCAAUUCUUAUAUAUGACGAGAUCCAGUGCGGACUAUAUCGGUCUGGGACUUUGUGGGCACAUUCAUCUCUGCCCGUCGAAUGUCAUCCGGAUAUAGUCACGAUGGCAAAACCGCUGGCAAACGGGUACCCCAUUGGAUCAGUUUUGCUCAGGGAUAGCGUCAGCGAUAGCAUGACCGCAGGAACUCAUGGAACUACGUUCGGUGGUUCGCCUCUUGCUUGUGCAAUUGGACAUCAUGUCUUGUCACGGCUAGCCGAUCGGCCCAUGGUCGCCCAGGUCAGCGAGACAAGCGCAUAUUUGAUGGGGCGUUUGAACCUGCUGCCGAAAUGGUUCCCGAAUAUCCUGCAGAGUAACGUCAGGGGACGUGGCCUAAUCCUAGGCCUCGGGUUCAAGGAUGCGACUAUCCCAGGGAAAGUCGUGAGUAUGGCCCGGGAACGGGGAGUAUUUGUUCUGACGGCCGGGAGCGAUGCGGUUCGACUUGUUCCGAGUCUGAACGUGAGCAAAGAAGAGGUGGAUUUCGCGGUGGAUGUAAUUGAAGGCUGCCUGGGAUCACUGUAA
This is a messenger RNA of Pleurotus ostreatus (oyster mushroom), 1338 nucleotides long. It is a transcript of the gene ARG8, whose product is annotated as acetylornithine aminotransferase. Gene Ontology annotation, cellular component: mitochondrial matrix. The record is from RefSeq and is a predicted model, not a curated record. Gene Ontology annotation, molecular function: pyridoxal phosphate binding; identical protein binding; transaminase activity. The transcript is spliced from 5 exons. NCBI's taxonomy places the organism in Eukaryota, Fungi, Basidiomycota, Agaricomycetes, Agaricales, Pleurotaceae. Bases 1 to 1338 code for a protein of 445 amino acids.